Molecule: messenger RNA, 2439 nt
Organism: Didymodactylos carnosus
Lineage: Eukaryota; Metazoa; Rotifera; Eurotatoria; Philodinida; Philodinidae
Source: the annotation of a GenBank genome assembly
CAAUUCAACAAUACAAUAAGGAAUUAAAACCUUCUGAUCUUGAUCUAAAAUCCAUUUUAACCAACUUGAAAACAUUUUUAAUAAAAAUAAUGCCAUAUUUGGAUACUGCUCGCCAGCGUGUAACGAAUAAUUUACAGCAAAAACAUAGCUCGGGAUUUUCCUGUCUCGUCGAUCUUUACUCUACGACCAAACAUAAACCAGAUUUGAAAAGAUACUCUUCUAAUAGAGAAUUAUCGUGCAACUCGAAAAAAUUUAGCAUACGAACUCAGUUAUCUAUUGCAAGAAUACUCAAUCCCGACAAGAUCCUGAUGGAGGGCACUAGUUCUAGUCGGCUUUGUUCUUGUGAAAAAGUUGAAACCGUCAAGCAGUUUUCGUUGAAGUAUCCACGUUACCAGUUUCAACGUGAUAUACUUUUCUCUGAUUGGUUAUCUCUGGCUCUUUUUCACUCCUGCGUAUUUGCAACCUAAUUAUUUUUUGAGCGUUUUUAUACCGUAGAUUAUGCACAAAUUUCACAACUUCAUUUAUUUGGUACUAGCUACAUCGAAAGCACAAAAGGUUUUUAAACCAAAAUUUCUCACUCCUUUCUUUCGUUUUAUCCAGCUUCUCCUUCCUUCUUCUUGUUCUUUUACAUUGUUGCUAUUUAUGUAUUUCUCCUUUUUCUCUGUGUGUGUAUGUGUACUGAGUAAUUCAGUUUCUGUUUGAUGUCAGUGUUCUUUAUGUUAUUCUCUGUGACUACAUGCGUUAGGUGUGUCUCUUUUACUUAUUAUUUGUACUGCCAAUUUUUGCUUGUUGAACAGUUCAAAUGAUGUUGCAUUAGUCAGUUUGAGAUAUGGAAAGUCAAACUAAACUAAAACUAAUCGUUUUUAACAGAGAAAAAUCAAAUGUCUGCCUGCUAAGCCAAAAAUAUCCGCUGUCCGUAUGCAGACAAAAAUUAUUUUCCAUUUCGUUCUCCCUUAAGUAUGUUUUAUUAAGAAAGUAUAGCUCUUUUUCUUAACCUUACAGAAAAUGAAUGAAUCAUCAUGGGUUUUUACCGUUAAAGAAUUGAUUUAUUGUUGCAUUCUGUUACGUGAAAUAAUUUACCAACUCUACCAGAGUUUUAUUUAUUCAGUGAAUAAAUGGUCAAAUUCUUACUUGUUUCAGUAUAUUGUUAAACACAAUUUGGCAACAAGUAAUUUUUAUUUUAUUACAAAAUUGCAACUUAUGUUUGCAGAUCAUGAUGACUCAUCAAACCAUUCGCAGAUUCUUCAGCUUUUCUCGGUUUUUCAGGAUAUAGAUUCAUUGGAUAAAAGUUUCGAAUUUAAACAAGGACUAAAUAUGAUCUCAUUUUCUGUUUUCCCUUUUUUAUAAUCAGUUAUAAUUACCGAGAUAUUCACCACUCUACACUAUAGAGUAUGCUUUUUAUAGUGUAGAAUAGUAGAUACCUUUGUAAGUCUAACGGAUCAUAAAAAAAGAAAAACAGGAAAUGAAAUCGCAUUUGGUCCUUGUUUAAAUCUCAAACUUCCAUCCAUCGAAGUUGUAUCCUUCAAAACCGCAAAAAGGUGCACGAAAUAAGCGUCGUUUUUCAUGUGGAAAUACAAUAACAGAAACUUUUAAUUUUAGUGGAUUGGUCACUUGAAGCUCCAUUUGAAGCCAACGGAGAUGAUGCGACUAUUCAUGCAGGAUUGGAUUUACAAACCGAUGCAUUGAAUCAAGCUCCACAAUAUCCUCAGUCAAGUAAGUUAAGAAUGAUAAAUGUUUGUAUCCAUGCCUAUACAAAAUAAAAUGAUAUUAAACUGCUUUAUCAGCGCCAGAUUUGUCUGAAAAUUCAUCAGGACAACAGAUUGAUCUUCAGCGAGGUACAUACAUGAACUAUUAAGAUUUUUAUAAAGGACAUUGUUUUGUCUUUUUUCUUUUGAUAGAAAGUCACAUCCAAAAUUAUAGACAGCCGAGUGGUAAACAUAAAUAGUUGCUCAGUAUUCCCUACCUUUGCUUGACUAUUUUGUAUUACAGCUGAAUCUGUUAUCGACACGCUCAAACCGCUCAUCGCAAUAUAUGGGUAUGAGAUACUCGUAAAUGGUAUCACCAAUAAAUUUGAAAGAAAACCUCCAACUGAUGAACGCCCUCCAUGUGAGUUAGUUUCAUUUGCUUAAUAUGUUCUCGAAGUUUACCUAUAUUUAAUUUCGUAGAUCCUAACCGACCUGUGAAAGCAAAAGAGUUGAACAAGUUGGCAUCAUCAAUAAAUGAAUCAAAUGAAAAUCUUUUUAAAUUAGCUAAAGAAUUAAAUUUAGAUCGGAAAAUACCUUAUAUCCGAAAAUUUGCUGUAAACUUUAGUUCCCAGGACAUUGAAAACUGCCAAGUUAACUGCCAGUUAACUCCCAGUUAAUUGCCAGUUAACAGGCAGUUUACUGGCCGUUUUUAGACCGUUCAGACAGUUUUUAGGUGGUUUUUUGAUGGUUCGGA